Papaver somniferum (opium poppy) is the source of this 1185-nucleotide messenger RNA. RefSeq lists its product as uncharacterized. The transcript has a single exon. Bases 1 to 1185 code for a protein of 394 amino acids. The record is from RefSeq and is a predicted model, not a curated record. Lineage: Eukaryota; Viridiplantae; Streptophyta; Magnoliopsida; Ranunculales; Papaveraceae.
AUGGUGAAAGGAACCAACAGAGGAGCCAACGUGGUGGAACCACAGAACCUUCCAGCCCAAGGAGCAGGGCGAUCCAAUGGUGGGCCAACCCAAUUCGAUAAACAUAUGACUGAAGGAUGGAAAAGAAGAGAUCAGACCCAACAAAAGAAGGGGAAGUUUAUAGACCCUGUCUAUACGAAGCUAAACACACCAAUCUCAGAGAUCCUCAAGAAGAUCGAUGGACAGAACACAAUUACCUACCCAUGGAAUAGAGGUCAGCAACCAGAACGAACUAAAAGUCGGUCUGACUUCUGUGAAUUCCAUCAAUUCCAUAGCCACACGACGGAUUUGUGUAGAGACCUAAAGAAGGUAUUGCAAGACAUGGUCAAUGAAGGAAAGCUGCAAGAAUAUGUGGUGCAACCAACAGCUCCACCAAUAACUGGGGCACCCAUACAUCGCGUGGGGAUCCCUCGCGAGGCGCAGUACUUAGGAUGCAAUACCAUCUCGCACUCGGAGAUUACCUCCCCUGUGCGAGAAGGAAACAUUACUGGAAGAAUGAACAAACGAGAAUUUAAAGGAGAUGAAGUCUUCAGUAUAGCCAGAGAACCUGCAAUGGAGGAGUGGAUGAGACUCCCUAUCAGCUUUUCAGCCUCGAAAACGCUGGAAGGAGGACUUAAUCACAACGAUCCUCUUGUGGUCUCUAUGUCCAUCACACUCCCCAAAUGCGAGGGUGAGGAAGUAAAAAACAAGGCUCUACCAUGGGCGAUGCCUAAAAUUCUAAUUGAUGGUGGCAUCUCUGUGGAGAUAUUGUUUUAUGAAACAUUCAAACAAAUGGGCCUCAAAGAUGAGUGCCUCAUACCAUCUACAUACAACAUAUUUGGCUUUAACAGGUCGUCCACUCGCCCAAGAGGGGAGAUAACACUAGAGAUCCGAGUGGGAAUAAUCCUUACCCUAACCACAUUCUGCGUGGUAGACGUGUUGUCACCUUACACAGCCAUUGUCGGACGAUCCUGGAUACAUGGAAUCAAAGGAGUGGCCUCCACAUAUCAUCAGAGGCUAAGAUUCCCAACACCCGACGGAGUGGCAGAAAUCAUUGGAGACUCUAGCGAGGCAAAGUAUUGCUACAAGAUGGAUGUGCAAAACGGCGAGAACAAAUUAAAUUCCCAAAGGCACAAGCAAGGAGAUCUAGAGGCAUCAAUAUCCUAG